AUGAAGGUGUCAUGCUCAUCGGAAGAUGAUGAUGAUGAAAACAGAAAGCUUUCUUCUAGAAAAGGAAAAGAGAAAAAUGAAGAAUGAGAAAUUCAGAGCACUGCACUACCGGACGCACUAAAACCGGAUCUUGCAGUUAGGGUUCAAGAAUCACUAAAACGACAAACAGAACAGGCAAGGAGGACACAAAAGAGUGUGGAUGUAGGAGACGAGGCAUGGUAUCGCCAAUAUUUAAAGGGGGAGAAGUGGUUGCCGGGCACUGUCACUGACUCAGUAGGGCCAAGCGAUUUUAAGGUUCUGGAUGGUAGGGGUAAAGAGGUGUAUAGGCAUAUCGACCAGAUAAGACAUAGGUCCCUUACAAGCCAGUACCAUUACAACACCGGAAGGGAUCCAGUCGGAGCGGUCGCCUUACGUCUCGCUGACACCGCUGCUAAGUUGUCCGUCGGUUGA
Molecule: messenger RNA, 450 nt
Organism: Arctia plantaginis
Lineage: Eukaryota; Metazoa; Arthropoda; Insecta; Lepidoptera; Erebidae
Source: the annotation of a GenBank genome assembly